AUGCUCUUUAUUAAUGACAUCUAUCUAACGAUUCUUGUGACUAUUACCACAGUUUCCGCUCUGGAAUGUAUGCAAUGCGACAAAAAUGCUGCAUGGUACUCGGAAGAGGAACACGAGCGACAUAUUGAGCUUUGUCAAAACGGAUUGAUACCGUCGACACCCUGUAGAAAUAACUCACACACUCAUUGUAUUGUCAGCUGGUACAGAAGUGGAGACAGUAAAGAAAAAAUCAUUACUGAACGAAAAUGCGGUGGAUUAGAAGACAUAACAGGCUGCACUCUUUACAACUCAAAAAUAAAUAGAAAGAUACGUCAUCUACUCUCCGUAGAGCACAAUAAUGGUGCCACACAUCGAACAACGUCCGCUCUUUUUGUUGAGGUUUGUAGCGAAUCAUGUCCUGAUGGAAAAUGUUCGAACGUGAGUGCUAUGAAGUGGGCUAUCAAUGUGGCCAUAAUUUCAGUUGUCUCUUUAUUGCAAAAAUAG
Molecule: messenger RNA, 483 nt
Organism: Cylicocyclus nassatus
Lineage: Eukaryota; Metazoa; Nematoda; Chromadorea; Rhabditida; Strongylidae
Source: the annotation of a GenBank genome assembly